Pararge aegeria (speckled wood butterfly) is the source of this 1765-nucleotide messenger RNA. RefSeq names its product ammonium transporter Rh type B (gene Rh50). Gene Ontology annotation, cellular component: plasma membrane. Gene Ontology annotation, molecular function: ammonium channel activity. The record is from RefSeq and is a predicted model, not a curated record. The transcript has 11 exons. Gene Ontology annotation, biological process: ammonium homeostasis; ammonium transmembrane transport. NCBI's taxonomy places the organism in Eukaryota, Metazoa, Arthropoda, Insecta, Lepidoptera, Nymphalidae. The coding region runs from base 330 to 1697 and encodes 455 amino acids.
AGUACGUGAGUUUUGAUUAAAGUGGAAUAAUUGGAUUUCUCAUAAUCACUAAAUUAAUUUUAAUUUAUGUUAUAAUUACUGGUGGUACUAAAUAAUAGUGUGGUCACUAAUUGAAUAACUAAUCAAUAAUCGCACUGAUAUUGAAUUUUCUGUCGUUUUUUUUUUAUCAUAUAAUUUUUUAUCGUCAUUACCAAGUCAAGCUUGAAUUUAGUGUCAACAUUGCACAUAUGAAAAUGGCUAUUAAAGCCGGGCUUUAACGGACGUUAGGCUUUUCGACUGACCACCCGGUUUCGGCAGUAAUAAAUCAAGCUCACUGGAUAAGAUUGGAAAUGUCUUGCAAGUUAACGGACGCAGUUGGAUAUUUAAUAAAUUUGGAGAGGGUACAAUUCAGCAGAUUUUCAUUAAGACGAUCUCCUCAAAUCAAGAUGCACAAGUUCAGUCACUUAAAGUACCUGCCGCUAAUGCUGUUUCAGCUGCUGCUCAUGGUGCUAUUUUUUAUCUUCGUGAGGUACGACGGUGAUAAACAUCAUGAUCUUAGAGGCUUCGAAGGCACUCAUGUGAUGAUAUUCGUCGGCUUUGGAUUCCUGAUGACAUUUCUUAAGAAGUAUUCCUACAGCGCCUUGGGUUUCAACUGGUUUCUUGCUGCUAUUGUGAUACAAUGGGCUUUCUUGUGCCAGAAUUUCUACCAUUUGAAGGAUAAUAAAAUUCUAGCUACUAAAGAGACUUUAUUGGAGGCGGAUAUUAUGGCGGCGACGGUGCUUAUAACUUUUGGCGCGCUGUUGGGGUUGGCCAGCGGCUUACAGUUACUCUUCAUUGCGAUCGUCGAAGUUGCUAUCGCGUGCGCCAACUUUUACCUCGUCGGUGAUAUACUGAAGGCAGCAGACGUGGGUGGUUCUAUAGCGAUUCACACAUUCGGGGCAUACUUCGGCUUAGGAACCAGUUGGGCUAUGAAACCACACCACAAGAAAACCAGUACAGCGCCAACCGCUACCUCCGCUGCAGUCGACUUAAAUGGCCCGACUUAUAUCUCAGAUGUUACCGCGAUGAUAGGUUCACUUUUCUUAUGGAUAUACUGGCCGUCCUUUAACUCCGCCCUCACAACCACCAACAGUGAAUACCAAAGAGCAGUUAUCAAUACUUACUUAGCAUUAGCUUCCGCCACUGUAACAACAUUCGUGAUGUCCUCAGUCGUCAGCAAACAUCACGGCAAGUUGGAUAUGGUACACAUACAGAAUUCGACCUUAGCGGGCGGUGUAGCGGUGGGUUCGGUGUGCAACAUGCACAUAAUGCCAGGCGGGGCAGUGGCCAUUGGCAUCGGAGCUGGACUUCUGAGUGUGCUUGGAUACAGAUUUUUAACUCCAUUGCUGACUAAGUGGGGCAUCCGAGAUACCUGUGGAGUAAACAAUCUCCAUGGCAUGCCAGGCAUCUACUCGGGACUGCUCAGCGUCCUGUUUGCAGCUCUGGCCACCAGCGAUGAGUAUGGAUCUGACCUCGGUGCCGUCUUCGGAGCUAUGGGAGGUGAUGGAAGCAGGACAGCCACGUCGCAAGCUCUUUACCAACUCUACGCAACGCUUGCCACAAUAGUGAUAGCUACGAUUGGCGGAGCUUUUACUGGUCUAUUCGCAAAGCUGUCAUUUUUGUCGCCGCUUAAGGACAACGAGCACUAUGACGACGAUGUCAACUGGGAGCUUCCUUAGUGACGUCACUGUGACUUAGUAUACAACAUAAACAUACAUGAACAAUGAAUAAAUGUUAUUUUUUUUAA